ACCAAAAUGUUUUGUUUAUAUUGUGUUUAUUGUAGUGAAGCAUGGAGGCGGCAAAAAAUACCUUCUCUUAUAGACGGAUUACCAUCUGAGCGAGAUUUUCGUUCGGACGAAGUGCAACAAGCAUUGGAAGAAAUUUCAAUGGAGGAGUCCAGACAGAAAUAUGAGUUACACGGCGGGCAGAGUACAGGAACAAACACUGUAAGCCCUGUUAUCCAAAAUGAAAACGAAGCCGGAACAUCGCAACUACCCAGCAGUCCUGAUUCUGUUCGAGGUGCCGAAGGGGGCGCUCCGCGAGUAGAAGAAGCAAAUGAUGACAUAACUAUACUGAAAGAAGUCGAGUCAUUGCUAACCAGUCACCAAAGACAGUUAGGCGGUGCUGUCAUACCACUUCGGGUGUCAAGAGAAAAUAUAUUAGAGAAACUUAUAGUUUAUUAUUCUGAAGAAGAUUUGGCAACGUCUCGCAUUACUGUGAAGUUUAUUGGCGAGGAAGGCAUGGACUGUGGUGGUGUCACUAACGAAAUGUUUACAACAUUUUGGUACCGAGCUCAAGAGGAAUUCUUCAUUGGUUGCGAGGCAGUGGUGCCGUACCUUCCCCCUCAACGAUUCACAGACGAUUCAAAGUAUCAAGUUCUUGGCAGGAUAUUAUCCCAUUCCAUUGCUGUUAUGAAAGAAUUUCCGAUACAUAUGUGUAAAAGCACGAUUAUUGCGAUGAUCUAUGAAACAACGGAUGUUUCGGCUGAGAAUCUAUUUGAAGAUUUCCUGUACUUUCUGGACAGCCAUGAUCGUAAUUUGGUUACCACGGCAAUAAACAAUUACAGUAGUUUAACUUCUGAUCAAGCAGACGAACUAAUGACCAUAUUUGAGAGAUACGAAUAUGCAAUUAAAAUAACAGCCGAAAAUUUUAGGUAUCACGUGACCCAAUUGGCACGCCAUGUGUUAUGUAUACGUCCAAAACCAUUACUAGAAAAAAUGAGGUCAGGAAUACCGAAGUCGCACAUGGAACGAUUUUGGUCGAAUGUCCAUUUGAAGACAGUAAGCGUUCUUUUUCGUGCACUAAAACCAACACCAGAAAGAGUUAUCGCCCGCUUGAAAACACCAUUGCCCUUGGAUUCUGGAAUAGAACGUAUGGUUUUCGGUUUUCUAAAAGACCUGUUGACAGAAAUGACGACACCAGAGUUGGAGACUUUCCUUCAAUUUGUAACAGGAAAGAAAUCUGUACCACGGGAGAAGAUAACUAUUAAGAUUAAACUAGGCAUCACUAAACUGAGAUUACCGAUGGUUCACACGUGUUCAAACAUGUUGAAGUUGCCAUAUUAUAUAGAUUACGAAACCUUUCGCUCCGAGUUCAAACACCUUCUGGCAUCCGAUAAAGCACUGAAAAUGUCAAUGGUGUAG
Ruditapes philippinarum (Manila clam) is the source of this 1395-nucleotide messenger RNA. RefSeq lists its product as uncharacterized. The record is from RefSeq and is a predicted model, not a curated record. Bases 7 to 1395 code for a protein of 462 amino acids. NCBI's taxonomy places the organism in Eukaryota, Metazoa, Mollusca, Bivalvia, Venerida, Veneridae. The transcript is spliced from 4 exons. Gene Ontology annotation, molecular function: ubiquitin-protein transferase activity.